AUGACGAACACAAAAACUAUCCAGCUACCUCAUCUGGGAGGAAUAGAAGUAGGCUAUCUUAUGCCCAAGACCUACAAUCCCUCGAAACCGACUCUUAUUCUUGUUAAUUCAUUUACAACAUCAUCAGAACUCUAUCGCCAGCAAUUCGAGAAUGAAGAACUUGCUACAGCAAUGAAUCUCCUAGCUAUGGAGCCAUUGGGUCAUGGACAAACGAGAACCAAAACCGAGAAUUGGACUUACUGGGACACGGCAAUAGCAAAUAUACAGGCAAUGGAUGCUCUCUCUAUUGAAAAUGCCUUUGUCCUUGGUACCUCGCAAGGUGGUUGGUUGACCAUUCGCAUGGCUCUCAUUGCACCCAAACGAAUACAAGGUGUCAUUCCUCUGGGAACAUCCAUGGACUACGAGUCUGAAAGAACACGCUCUCUUGGUUGUUGGAAUGCUUCAGCCGCACCAAAAAGCACAGCCGAUCUCAGGUUAUUAACUGAGGAUUUCGAGCCAGAUGAUGAAUAUUGCAAUCUUUUGGUGAAUAUAAGAUUUAAUGAUUGUUCAUAUGAUGUUCGAGAAUUUUGGAUAAGAACUAUUAAAGAAACAUACCGCGGAGAUGAAGGUAGGAGGAGAAUUCGAAUGGCAGCCAUAAAUCUCAAGGAGCGGGACGGAUUGCAUGGCCGCUUGUCAGAUGUGCAAUGUCCAAUUCUUUGGUUACACGGAACGUCAGAUGCCGUGUACAGUUUAUCGAAUGCGAAAGAAGAGAUCCAGUUGUUUGUUAAUGCUGCCAGUAAGGAGCUAGUCACUGUGGAGGGAGGUGCUCAUUUCUUGAGUGCAACGCAUCCAAAUGAGGUGGGCAGGGCUUUAGUUGGAUUUGUCGAAAGACAAAAGAAUUGGAAAUUGGAAAGUUAA
Messenger RNA from Botrytis porri, 897 nucleotides. RefSeq lists its product as uncharacterized. The record is from RefSeq and is a predicted model, not a curated record. NCBI's taxonomy places the organism in Eukaryota, Fungi, Ascomycota, Leotiomycetes, Helotiales, Sclerotiniaceae. Bases 1 to 897 code for a protein of 298 amino acids. Gene Ontology annotation, molecular function: catalytic activity. The transcript has 4 exons.